Adineta ricciae is the source of this 480-nucleotide messenger RNA. The record is from the annotation of a GenBank genome assembly. NCBI's taxonomy places the organism in Eukaryota, Metazoa, Rotifera, Eurotatoria, Adinetida, Adinetidae.
AUGCGGAUGAAAAGCAAUGUGAAAGUGGCAAGGGUUUUAGUUGGUGGAUUUUUCAUAGUUUGGAUUGGUCAUGGGAUUCCCUACAUGUUUAUUCAAGAUCUUGUACAGCGUGCUUGUGUAGGGGCGAGUUCGAUUUACACACAAUACUAUCGAGGCUAUUUUGUUAGUCUUGGCCUUUAUGUAUUCAUUCCUGUCGUCUUCAUAUCUAUUUUUGGCUUUCUUACCUAUCGAAAUCUACGGAACAUGACAUCAAAUAGAAAUCCAGUCUGCGCACUUACUCGCCAAAUGAUUCAAAUGACUCUUUCUCAAAUCGGAGCUGUUCUUCUAUUCAAUGGUCCUCUCGCUAUUUUUCUAGCGUAUUCUGUUGGUACGGUCAAUGUGAAACAGAAAAGUAUCUUCCGACAAGCUCGAGAACAGUUAGCACAGAGUUUUUUCAGUGCUUAUACGUAUGGAACUUAUUCUGUGAGUUGCAAGAAGUAG